This is a messenger RNA of Mya arenaria, 1492 nucleotides long. Its product is annotated as cadherin-7-like. The transcript has 8 exons. Bases 17 to 1492 code for a protein of 491 amino acids. Gene Ontology annotation, molecular function: calcium ion binding; cadherin binding. Gene Ontology annotation, cellular component: plasma membrane; adherens junction; catenin complex. The record is from RefSeq and is a predicted model, not a curated record. Gene Ontology annotation, biological process: homophilic cell-cell adhesion; cell-cell junction assembly; cell morphogenesis. Lineage: Eukaryota; Metazoa; Mollusca; Bivalvia; Myida; Myidae.
UGUGACAGUGAAACCCAUGGAUGUGAAUGACAAUGCCCCAGUUUCCUUGGACGAGUAUAUGCAGCUUAGUGUGCAGGAGGAACAUGAUCCAGUCAUUCAGGUUGGCAAGAUUAUAGUUCUGGACUAUGAUGACCCUCACCAUAACAACUCCAAAUUUGACCUUACACUACUUGGUCAGACCCCGGACUCCACAAACCCUCAUUUCGGGUUGAUGGUACAGGAUGUGAGUGCCAUAUCGAAGCUGGACCGGGAGACACAGGACAAGUACUACCUCUCACUGCAGGCCGUGGAUAAGGGAAACCCCACCUUGACGGGAACUGGAACACUGACAAUAACGGUCACCGACAUCAACGAUAAUGCCCCCUACUUCAACCAGUCAUACAAAUUCGUGUUAUCGGAACAUCAUCGGGGAGAAUUUGGGCGCAUUCAGGAGUAUGAUGCUGAUAUCGGGGUGAAUGCAGAGUUGACAUACUCUCUGGAUGAGGAUUCAUUUAAGUAUUUCAAGAUGAUGCAGGACCGAGAGGCAAACCAGGGUGUACUUACAAUCUUCCAGGCUGUUGAUUACGAUGACGUGCAGAAACUCCAGCGAAGUUUUAACCUGACAGCUAACGUUGUGGAUUCUGAUCCAAACCACUGGGCACAAACUCUAAUUGAGAUUGAGGUGACCGACUACAAUGACGAGGUCCCCACAUUUAUUCCACAGUACACGUCUGUUACAAUAUUGGAGGAUUUAGCUAUUGGAACGGCCUUUGUUAGGUUCCAUGCCUUUGACGGAGAUGUAACCCCAGCCUAUGCACAAUUUGAGUACUAUAUUUCCCUUGCAUCAGAUCGCACAAACAGUUUCAGGAUAAACACAGAAGGUGAUGUUUUCAUUAGAAGUCCACUGGACUUUGAAACACAACAAGUCCACAUGGUGCGCAUUCUUGCAAUUGACAAUAUAAAUGCGAUCCCUCAGAAUACAGGAACGACAACAUUAACAGUCUCAUUGAUUGACGUCAAUGACAACUACCCGGAUUUAGCCCAAACCUUCUCACCCGUUCUGAUGGAAAACAAGAAGUAUAAUGGCGACCAGCUAAUGGUGUUUUCUGCUACUGACGCAGAUGGACCAGGAAAUGAAGCUCCUUUCAUGGUUGAACUUGACUGCAAUAUGAAAGGUGCUUCCCCGCAAUGUGACUGUAGAAUUGGAGCAAACUGCAGAAAUGACGGGAAAAACAAUUUCUUCCAACUUGUAUAUGACACACUGUCAGAAACUAAUGUAGGGUUCAUUCUCGUGACUGGAACAUUCGAUCGAGAGUUUGAAAAGGUCGUUAUACUGCCUGUAAGGACAUGUGACGUUGCCGGGUUGAGCAGACAAGACCAGCAAUGCGGCGUCAGAUAUAUAAAAAUAGACAUUGCUGACGCAAAUGACAAUACAAACCUAGACGGAGAACAAUUUAUUAUUGUUACAGUUAUAAAGGUAAACUCAUUUUAUGCUCAUUUUAUUUGCAAAUGA